UUUUCUCUCUCAGCUGAUAGUGACGUAGCGCGUGCCGCUUAGACCAGCACACGAGGCAAAUAGGCUUGUCUGUCCACUUGUUUUCCCGGUGGGGACCGUAGACUGCAGAGGUAAAAUGGUAGCCUACACUGCAGUAGACAUAUUGUGUUAGAGAAUAUUUGUGUCGGGGCGGUGGAGCGGAGGACUGAAGGAGGAGGCUGUCUGUGCGGCUGUCACGAAGCGAGAGGGAGCGCAUACCAGAGGCACCGCUAUCAUAACUAAUUCAUUGUCGCUCCAAACCGGUGGACAGACGGCUAAACUGCUAACUAAUUAGGCCGAAAGACUCAGACGGGGGCGGUGUGGUGAGGAGAGACAGGAGACAACAUGGUGGAUUACUAUAAUGUCCUGGGAGUGUCCAAAACAGCCUCUCAGGAUGACAUCAAGAAGGCGUACAGGAAACUGGCACUGAAAUGGCAUCCAGACAAAAAUCCAGACAACAAAGAGGAAGCAGAGACAAAGUUCAAGGAACUGUCAGAGGCUUAUGAAGUCCUAUCUGACAAGAGUAAGCGUGAAUCAUAUGACAGAUAUGGAAAUGAGAGAACGAGACAAACAGGUUCCUCCAGCUCAGACUUCUCAUCAGAUUUCCCAGGAUUCACCUUCACAUUCCGCAACCCAGAUGAUGUGUUCAGAGAGUUUUUUGGUGGCCAGGAUCCCUUCGCUAACUUCUUUGAUGACUUCUCAUCCUUUGGAGGCUCUUCUUCUCGCCUCGGCCCCAGCCGCUUCUUUUCUUUUCCUUCAGCAGGAGUGGACUUUACGUCCUUCUCCUCUUCCCUGAGUGGUCUGGAUGGGAUGGACAACAUGGGUGGCGGGAUGGGCAACUUCAAAUCAGUUUCUACUUCCACUCGCAUCAUCAAUGGCAAACGCACCACCACCAAGAAGGUAAGGGAGAACGGGCAGGAAAGAACAGAGAUAGAGGAGGAUGGGAUGUUAAAGAGUGUCCUAAUCAAUGGUGUGGAGGAUGAAAUGGCCCUCGCACUGGAGCUGAGCCGACGAGACGGAAAGCCCCGUCACUCUCCUCAGAAGCCGCAAAUCCAAAACAGAUCACCUGCCGAGUCUGACAGAUCCCGCCCCAGCCCUCACUCUGCAGCCACACACCGCUCAUUUAGCUCCGCUCCAUUCUACAACUACGGGGUUGCAGGGGGCAGCGAGGAUGACGAAGAAGAUGAAGAUCUGCAGAUGGCUUUGGCAUGCAGCUUGUCAGAAUUGGACGCCCAGCAGAAAGCAGCUGCUACCGACUUCAUAUCAGACUCAGACUUCGAGGCCUUCACAAGCUAACCUCAUUGGCUCAUGCUGUGCUGUGCCCUAGCCCUGCCCUGAGGUCAAAGGUCAUUCCCCAUGAUGCACUUGUCUCUCUCUGCCCAACAUGGCUCCUACCUGCUGAAUGACACUUAAAAAAAGAUUUUCUAUGUUUUUAAGCGAGUGUGUGUACAUAGCUCAUUGUGGAGCGAAAGACUGGAACGUUUGUAUUUUGAGGAAAUAGUUCUAAUCAUCUCUUCAUUAACUAACAAUGUUCAGCUGAAUUUGAUGCUGAAUUAUGCCUGCAAGUGGAAACUGAAUAAUAGAAAUAGAAAAGUGUUAAAAAGCAUAUUAAGCAGAGAAAAUAAAGAAUUUCCUGCUAUUACUCUGUAUCAGUCCAUGGUACUGUAUGUUUGUAACGAGAAUUGUCAGAGUAAAUGUCAAAGAAUUGAAGAUAAAAUGCCAAAAGAAUUUGAGGAUAGAAAAGAUCUACUUGACAUUAUUGUAAUACACUCGCUUCUGGCUAUUCCACCCUUGGGCUGCAGGGGGCACUGUCUGUACAACUCUGAAAAUGCAGCUAUUAAUGCACUUUUGAUACAUUUUAAAUAAUACAUCGAUUUCAAAUAAAUAGAUAAAAUACAUGAGACAAAUGUU
Cottoperca gobio is the source of this 1929-nucleotide messenger RNA. It is a transcript of the gene dnajb2, whose product is annotated as DnaJ heat shock protein family (Hsp40) member B2. The record is from RefSeq and is a predicted model, not a curated record. Gene Ontology annotation, molecular function: Hsp70 protein binding. Lineage: Eukaryota; Metazoa; Chordata; Actinopteri; Perciformes; Bovichtidae.